Empidonax traillii (willow flycatcher) is the source of this 1227-nucleotide messenger RNA. RefSeq names its product SH3 domain binding glutamate rich protein like 3 (gene SH3BGRL3). Gene Ontology annotation, cellular component: cytoplasm. The record is from RefSeq and is a predicted model, not a curated record. Lineage: Eukaryota; Metazoa; Chordata; Aves; Passeriformes; Tyrannidae. Bases 93 to 374 code for a protein of 93 amino acids. The transcript has 3 exons.
CCUCCCUUCCCUCGGUCCCUCCCGCCCCGCCGAGCCCCAGCCGAGCCUCUCCCUCCGCCGGGCUGAGCGCAGGGAGCGGCCGCGAUCGCACCAUGAGCACCCUCAAGGUGUACAGCACGUCGGUGACCGGCUCCCGGGAGAUCAAAUCCCAACAGAGCGAAGUAACCAGAAUCCUCGAUGGGAAAAACAUCAAGUACGAGCUGGUGGAUAUCUCGCAGGACAAUGCCCUCCGGGAGGAGAUGAGGGCAAAGGCAGGCAACCCCAAAGCCAUCCCGCCCCAGAUCGUCAACGGAGACCAGUACUGUGGGGAUUACGAGCUCUUUGUGGAAGCGGUGGAGCAAAACACUCUGCAGGAGUUCCUGAAGCUGGCCUGAGCCCCGGCUCCUCUCCCUUCCUGGACUCUACCUGCAUUCCUGAGCACCCUCACCUCCGACCACCUUCACUCCCAGGUUGUCAGCGCUGUCCUGGCACCGCGACCUGUGUUCCCGGCACAGGGAAACAAACCCGUGACCAAAACUCAUUGCAGCUGCCUCCGAUUCCCUCCCGCCUAACCCCGAGAUCAUCUCAGAGGGAUCCAAAGAAAGUCUUGACGCUCGCUGCGUAUGGCCUGUGAGCGGAGCCGGGCCUGGCUCACCGCAGCUUCCAGUGCCUCUGUAAACAGCAAAGCCUCGGGGGCGUGUGAAGUGCGGGGCAGCCUUCAGCCCCCUCCUCUGCCUCGGGAGGGAAGGAAGGGCUCAGGGCUCCAUGUUACUUCCCACUUCUCCUAAUUGCUGUUAAAUUGUAAAUUCCGCUGCCUCACUUCCUUUUUUUCCUCCCCCCCCGCCUUUUCAUCUCGACUGUAGGCAUUAUGGCAACUAAGUGAUUUUUUUUUUUGUUUGUCUUAAUUUAAUGCAAAAAUACUGCACAGAGUUGGGGUCUGACCACCCACCGUGGAGGAGCUGGGGGCAAAGGCUGGGAUCUGUGGCAUCUGUGCUGCCUGGGGGGAUGGAUGGGGCUGGAAGUGAGAUCUGUGCUGUUCUGGCCACCCUCCACCAUGACCAGGGCUCCCUUGUGAGCAUUAAUAGCUCAGGGCUGCCCCAGACCAGCUGAUGCUCCAGCUGUCUGAUCUUUCCUCUUUGAGUUGGCUUUUUUGCAAUCCCAGACCAAGUGCAUUUUGUUUUCCUGCCAAAAAGCAAGUUUAUAACCAGUGUUGUCUUCCGAGAUGCUAUUAAAUGUUACUGUACCUUU